Messenger RNA from Miscanthus lutarioriparius, 1143 nucleotides. The record is from the annotation of a GenBank genome assembly. Lineage: Eukaryota; Viridiplantae; Streptophyta; Magnoliopsida; Poales; Poaceae.
AUGGAUCCCUUCCACGGCAUUGUGAAGGAGGAGGAGUUCGACUUCGACUUCGACUUCACCGGCGCGUAUGCGGGGGACGCGCCGACGGCGACGGCGGCGUCCUCGUGGGCCGUCACCUUGCCGGAGCUGCCCCGGCCGAUGGAAGGACUCGGCGAGGUGGGCCCCACUCCGUUCCUGACCAAGACCUACGACGUCGUGGACGACCCCAACACCGACACCGUCGUCUCCUGGGGGUUCGCCGGCAACAGCUUCGUCGUCUGGGACGCCAACGCCUUCGCCACGGUGAUCCUCCCGCGCUACUUGAAGCACAGCAACUUCUCCAGCUUCGUCCGCCAGCUCAACACCUACGGGUUCAGGAAGGUUGACCCAGACAGGUGGGAGUUCGCGAACGAGGGGUUCCAGCGUGGCCAGAGGGAGCUCCUGAAGACGAUCAAGCGCCGGCGCCCGUCGUCGAGCCCGUCGUCGGCGCAGCAGGGGCAGGUGCCGUCGGCGUGCCUGGAGGUGGGGCAGUUCGGGCUCGACGGCGAGGUGCACCGGCUGCAGCGAGACAAGGGGAUCCUGCUCGCGGAGGUGGUGAAGCUGCGGCAGGAGCAGCAGGCGACGCGCGCGCAGAUGCAGGCCAUGGAGGAGCGCAUCGCCACGGCGGAGCAGAAGCAGCAGCAGAUGACGGUGUUCCUGGCUCGCGCCAUGAAGAACCCGAGCUUCAUCCGGAUGCUUGUCGACCGGCAGGGCCUUGGCGGCCGCCGCAGGGAGCUCGAGGACGCGCUCUCCAAGAAGCGCCGCCGCCCCAUCGAGUACCACCUCCCGCGCGACGGCGAGUGCAGCGGCACCGCCACGGAGGCGGCGGUGAGCGACUACAUUUCUGGCCUUCCGGUCGGCGUCAACGGCGUGGCGGAGGCGGACGACUACGAGAGCGAGCGGGAGGGGAGCGGUGUCGUCGGCGGCGGCGAGGACACGGAGAGCUUCUGGGUGGAGUUGCUCAGUCUCGGCCUGGAGGAGAAUCACCAGGAGGGCGGCGGCGGCGGUCCCGGCGAGGAGGGGAGCGGAGCUGACGUGGACAACGACGUGGACGACGACGUGGAUGUGCUGGUGCAGAGCAUCUACCACUUGAACCCCAACCCGGGCAGCCCCAGGGGCAAGUGA